This is a messenger RNA of Peronospora matthiolae, 525 nucleotides long. The record is from the annotation of a GenBank genome assembly. Lineage: Eukaryota; Oomycota; Peronosporomycetes; Peronosporales; Peronosporaceae.
AUGACCGAGAUAUUCGGAUCGAGUGAUUGUUCCGACGAAUCUCCGCCUCACGCAAGUCCAUUCAACGAUAGGACGCGUGGGGAUGGUGGUGAUGCACCUAUACAUCACCACGAGCGAAGUAACUCGAGGGAUCGGGGUAACACUGGUGCCAGUGCUCAUGCUGGCACCAAUCAAGAGGCCAGGGACCGCAAUUUCCUGCGCCACGCUCCUCAAGUGAAGUCACCUCGGAUGCUGUCAUCCGAAGGGCUCGAUCGAUGGGCUAUUAUGAUCACCGAACGGUAUCGCAUCCCGUUGUUCGAAUGUAGGAAUAUUUGCCCACCUAAUUCCAGCACGGAAACUAUACGUGCUGAGGAAGAGUUCUUCACCGAUGCGUUCUUAAAACAUCGGUGGUACAAUGGUAGCCGUGUUCGAGACGGCAAAGCCUUGGUGCAAGGAUGGAAUGACCUCAUCCACAACAUCGAGUGCUUUGGCCGUGAGGCCUGGGUCGGUAAACUUGAUGCAGAUCGCAUCAAAUUGGAUACGUAA